Camellia sinensis is the source of this 711-nucleotide messenger RNA. NCBI's taxonomy places the organism in Eukaryota, Viridiplantae, Streptophyta, Magnoliopsida, Ericales, Theaceae. The record is from RefSeq and is a predicted model, not a curated record.
AUGGAUUCACAACAAGAUGGUUACUUUAUCAAUCUUUUACAAGAAAGGCCCAACAUUGAUGAACAUUAUUUGAUGGAAUCUCAAUAUUUGAAUCAAAAUACUCAAGUAUUUGCCCAAGAGUCUCAAUUUACUGCUGAAAUUGAAUCUUUGUCGAAGAAACCUCAACGUGGAGGAAACUUCACAAUAGAAGAAGACAAACUCCUUGUAUCGGCUUGGCUUAAUAUUAGUUUAGAUGCGGUACAUGGGAAUGAGCAAAAACGCUCUACCUAUUGGAAAAGAGUAUGGGAUUUUUUCCAUGAGCACAAGAAAUUUGAGUCUAAUCGAAAUGAAAAUUCUUUUAUGAAUCGAUGGUCAACCAUUCAGCUUGACAUGAAUAAGUUUUGUGGGUGCUGUGCCCAAAUUGAAUCAUUGCAUCAAAGUGGCAUAAAUGAGGAUGACAAUGUAUUGAAUAUUAUUUGCAAGGCGAAAAUUAUGUACAAGGAACUCAAGAAAUCUACAUUCCAAUUCGAACACCGUUGGAUUAUGUUAAGGGAUCAACUAAAAUGGGUGGUAGAGUCUGAGAAGAAAAAACAACCAAAAAGACCAAGAAUAGGAACAACCUUUUCUCCUUUUACUCCGGAUUCGAUAAAUUUAGGGGAAGACGAUGUCUUACCUAAUGCUUUUGUAGACUUGGAGAGACCAACCGGUAAGAAGGCUGAAUGGAGCGAUUGA